Molecule: messenger RNA, 420 nt
Organism: Plasmodium gallinaceum
Lineage: Eukaryota; Apicomplexa; Aconoidasida; Haemosporida; Plasmodiidae
Product: fam-g protein
Exons: 2
Coding region: 1-420 (139 amino acids)
Source: RefSeq, a predicted model, not a curated record
AUGAAAUCGUUUACUUUAUAUUUAAAAAUUUUUACAUUUCUCCAUUUAAUUUGGAUAUUCCAUUGCUUUUACAAGUAUGAUUCCAGUAAGUCAUUGAUUAAUAGAGAUACAUUACAAACAGAAAUUGGGUUAAAACACGAAAGAAUGUUAGCAGAGGGUGAUAUAUCAGAAAAAAAAUCAUCUUAUAUUGAAAAAGAUAUAGAACAUUAUACAUCUGGUGAUAUGGAAAUUAUACCUGAUGAGCUGAUUUAUUUAAUGGACAUGUAUAUUAAAUGUUAUUACGCUAAUAUUAAAUUAGACUAUGAAAUAUCUGUUUUCUUUAAUGAAGAAAAUGAAAUAAUAUAUAAAUGUAGAGAUAAAAUAUUGAAUGCUUAUAGAAAAAAUAUUAAAGAGGAUUCGCAUGUAGAAUUUUUUAACUAA